Messenger RNA from Andrographis paniculata, 7521 nucleotides. RefSeq lists its product as uncharacterized. The transcript is spliced from 15 exons. Lineage: Eukaryota; Viridiplantae; Streptophyta; Magnoliopsida; Lamiales; Acanthaceae. Bases 650 to 7087 code for a protein of 2145 amino acids. The record is from RefSeq and is a predicted model, not a curated record.
UGGAAUUCUUUUUCAACUAAUAAGAAUUAAAUAUAUAUUUUGCUUAAAUAUUCCUGUCCGAUGUCUUGUAAAACCAAAUUUAAAUCCACCACACUAUGUAAGAGGUGGUCCAGUUGGCGUGGUAGGGUGACUUGUAACCACAGCCGAAGCCUUCUUAGUCGAGCUUGUCUCUUAAGAAUUUCUUAGGGUGGCUCAGUUUCAUCACAGUGUCGCCUAGGGCAAUGCCUUUCACGUCCUGGCAGUGCACCAUCACUGUCAGGAAAGGCCGCCGUGACGUUUGGCUAGGGCGGCAUCCAUGCGGCGCAAAAAAUGAUGCGGGGAUGCCAAGGCGACACCAAAUGGAAAUUGGAAAGUGACUUUGAACUGGAAUAACUUCUAUUGGCCCGACCCAUUUGAUUAUAGUACCCAAGUCGCCCAGAAUAAUUUCUAUUGACCCAACCCAUUUGUUAUUUUACCCAACUCGCCCGGAGUAACUUAUAUUUGGUCGGCCCAUUUGAUUAUUUAACCUAUUUAACACCUAUAAAUAUCAAACCCUAGCCGCUGUCUGCUCUUGCGUUUUUACCUUCCUCUUUUCUCUGCCGCUCCGCCGACCUAUUGUCAUCUGCCAUCGCCGACGUCGUCCGCCAUCGCUGACCGUAGGGAUUCACCGAUGGAUUACAAUGACAAUGACUAUGAAGGCCAUAAUCUUCCCUUAACCAGUGAAGAAAGCUCUAAGUUUUCUUCUGUUUUGCGACCGUUUGCACUUCCCAAGUUUGAUUUUGAUGACAACCUCCAUGCACAUUUAAGAUUUGAUAGUUUAGUUGAAAACGAAGCUUUUCUUGGUAUUCCAAACCAGGAAGACAACCAGUGGAUUGAGGAUUAUUCUCGCGGAGGCAACGGAAUAGAGUUCAGUGCUGCUGCAGCAGUUUCUUGUGCUUUGCCUAGGCAUGUUAAUGUCUGGUCAGAGGCAACAUCAUCUGAAUCUGUUGAAAUGCUACUGAAGGCAGUUGGGCAGGAAGAAAUGGUCCAGGGUGAAAAUAUUGAGGAAUCGGAUCCAGGCAAUCAGCUUGCUAGUUCAACUGGACAUACGGAAAAGAACUUGAGGCCGGAUGAUAUGAUUGAAGAUGUUGAACACCAGAAUUCUUCAUUCCCGCCUACUGGAGUUGAGGGCAAUAUUUCUAGGUCAAAUCUGAGUGCAGGGCUUGAAGAUGCUCUCUCUGAAUAUACUUUACCAGCGCAGGAGACAAAUUUUUCUGCAUAUAAUGUAUGCGACGAUAGCAAAGACGAUAUCACGAUAACCACAGAGAACUUGAAUUCUGAUAUGAAAAAUGUGCAUGAUAAACCUGUGGACGGUUCUGACUUGGUGAAUGAUUCUCAGCCGAAUCAAGUGCAAGGAAACUUUCCUAUUCUUGACACAGAUAUCAACUUUACAAGAAGCACUUCUCAGAGCAAUGUUGUUAGUGUUAAGGAGUUCUAUGAUCAGGAUAAGAUUAGUGGUUCUGGUACUGUAAAUGCAAGUUGCAUAGCUGAAUGUAUUUCUGAUGCAACAGUAAAGGAACAGGAAGAACAGUGUGAAAAAAAUGAUGAGAGGUUGAAAGGGGUUGUUGAAACUGGUAGCAUAUUGGAUUACUUACCUAGUGUGAAUCAGUCAAAGGUGGAAUCCUCAAAAGAAGAACAAGCAGUAGAAGUUAAUGUUAAAAGCGGUGAGGAUGUUUCUUGUGUACCCAGUGUAGGUAAAUCUGUAUGCACAGAUGGAUUCAAUGAGGUUGCACUUAAUGAACCUGCGGCUGGCAGUCAACAUGAGACGGUGGUUCUCUCUUCUGGCACAGAUGCUAAGCAUCUGGAUGAAAGUUGUGGCAUAUUACCGGGAAGAUCAUUUGUGUCCAUUGAAGGAGAAGGUGGUGUGGGGUACAGAAUAAAUGGCUCUGAUGUUGCAUCCCCUACAAAUAAUGACAAAAUUACAAAUGAUAGUCCUGUUAUUCAGUCAUCAGAUAGGAUCAGAAGUGGUGGUGAUGACGAUGAUGUCCUUGGAAGCAACAGUUCUCUUGAGGGUCCAGAUUCAACUGUCGAGCCUUCUGUGUUCCAUGAGGUCCUAAGCACUUCUCCUAAGCAAGAUGAUGACAAAAACACUAAUCCUGCCGAUGAUGUGGGUAACUUGAAAGAUACGUCUAGUGCUGUUGAAUGUUGUAAAGAGAAAUCAGUGCUCGGUGAUGCAAUAAAUGUCCUAGAUUCAUCUGCAACUCAGAAGGACAUUGUAAAGGAAGCGAAUCAUGUUUCCUCUCCAUCAACAGCUGGGAGCUUGCAGACAUGCAAGGAAGAUAUUACCUCCAUGCAGGUGGACAAUCAAGAGGAUGACCUAGUUGGUUCUGUCCAGGGGAAAAAGGACGAGAUAUUGUCACUUGAUUCUAGUAAUUCCACUCACGAUGACAAAAUGUGGCAAGCUUCUUCAGGUGAAGGUAACACUAAGACGACAAUUGGAUUACAACCAACCAAUUCUGCUGGGGAUUAUCCAGGUGUUAAUUUGGGUGACUCUCAUGAGAGCAACACACCUUCACGUGACAAGGGACAUGUAAUUCAGAGUAAAGAAAAUGAUUCUGAUGUUCUCGAACAACCAAAUACUUCAGUUUCAGAGGAGGUUUUGAUGUCAACAAAGAUUGCCAUCCCUGUGGCCAUUGAGAAGGAGCCUGAUUCAGCAGCUGAAAGUACAAGGAUGAAUGAGCAAUCUAUUUUGUUGGGUGAGACUUCAGCUGCGGCUGCUCCUGAUGCUACAUGUGUGGAAUUGAAUAAAACGGUGGGACACCCCGUGGACAACUUUAUGGUCCAAGAUGGUGGUGCUGAAGGUGGGCCUAUUGAAGGUCUACUUGAAGCAAAGAAGGAAAAAGAUCAUGGGAUGAAGUCUUCAAGUAUGUCAGCUGCUGUCUGUACUGUUGAAAUUGAAAGAUCUAUCCAGGCUGCUGAUCCUGGCACCGGUCUCAGUGGUCUCGCUCAAGAUGAUAUGAACAAAAAAGCAUCCCUUGAAAGGAUCAAUGCACAAAGCAUUGGUGAAAUUCUGACAAAAUCCGAAACUGCAGGAGCAAUUAUUUCAUCCAAAGAUGAGGGACCCUUUACUUUUGAGAUGAAAAAGCAGGGGGUUCAGUCUACAGGAGAUUUUUCUAUGGGUUUGCAAUCAUUUCCUAGAAUUCAAGCUUGCAAAAUGGCAUUGGCUGGGGAAAGAUCCUCUUCAUCAGCAGGUGGCAGUCUGAUGGAUGCGGUGGUGGUUACUGAAAGUCCUCAUGUUAGUUCUGUAACCACCAGUGCUGGCCCUCCAUCUGGAGGCACUACUGAGCGGAAAGCAAGGCGUGGCAGUAGUAAAUCUGCAAGGGGUAGUGCAAAAAAGGUGAAUAAAGAAAUCCCUCCACUGAGGCACACGGAUAAAGGGGGUAAAUCAUCUCAGCUGUUGAGUCCUUUAGGUGCUGGUCAACUCAUGGCAUUUGAAAGUGUUCUGAAGCCGAGGGGUGCUGUUUCUGUGCCUACCUGUGGCCUGCCUGAUCUGAAUACUUCUUCUGGUCAAUCAUCUGCAUUUUUUCAGCAGCCUUUUACGGAUUUACAACAAGUGCAAUUGCGUGCACAAAUAUUUGUUUAUGGAUCUCUAAUACAAGGAGUUGCACCUGACGAAGCUUGUAUGAUUUCUGCCUUUGGCACAAGCGAAGGAGGCAGGAGCAUUUGGGAGGUUUCUUGGCGUGCUUGUGUUGAAAGGCUUCAGAAUCAGAAAUCCCAGGGAACCAAUAGUGAAACUCCACUACCUUCACGGCCAGGUGUUAAAACUCCAGAUCAAACUAAUAGACAGAGUUCCAUUGAAAGCGAAGUGAUUCCCUCUGCGACUAGUCGAGGAGGCACAAAGCCCAUCCCAUCUCCUGUUGUUAAUCCCUUGAUGCCUCUCUCAUCGCCCUUGUGGAAUAUGGCAACCCCAUCUUGUGAGGGACUGCCAUUGAGCAGCAUGACCAAAAGCUCCAGUUUUGAUUAUCAGGCUCUUUCACCCUUGAAUCCGAGCCAAAUUCCACCUAUAAGGAAUUAUGUAGCACACACCUCUGGGCCCUUGCAGGCUUCCUUUCCGGUACCCUGGCUUGCCUCGUCGCUAAGUUCUCCUUUUGAUAUCACUACUAGCUAUCCUAAUUUUACAAUCAUGGAGCCAGUAAAAUUAACUCCAGCCAAGGAAGCAUUCUUGCCAAUCGGCGCGGGCACAAAGCACAUAUCUCCCAUUCCUGCUACACUGACUGCAGCAACAAGUGUUUUUGCUGGGACUCCUUCACUUCCUGUUCCCGUGACGCUGACUGCAGCAACCACUGUUUUUACUGGGACUCCUUCUCUUGAUUCUAAAAGGGUGAAAUCAUCAGGUGGACAGACUUCUGAUACAAAAACUAGGAAGAGAAAAAAGUCUUCUGGCGAUGAUGUGUUACAGAUUCCUGUUCCUACUUCUCAAGUGGAUACUCAGUCUGCUCCAUUGGUAUCUAAUCAAUUAUCAAAGAGGACUCCUGGAGUUGAGGGGUUUAAUCAAAUCUCUUUGACUGGUCAUAAUCAGGCAAGCCUAAUUCCUAAAUCUGUUAUUGAGAGUCAUUAUACAGCAUCAGUUUCUGCUGCAAACUCUUCUAGCUUGAUAUCUAAAAAUACCACAAACCAGUUUUUGUCUGUGGUACCAUCAUCAAUUACAGCUGAUUGCAUGAAUAGAUGUGAUUCAAAUAUUGACAAGAUGAUGCUGAAUGUUGAGAGUCUGGGCAAAGUGAAGGAGGCCAGAUCACAGGCAGAGGAUGCUGCAGCCCUCGCUGCUGCAGCCAUUAGCCAGUGUGAAGGUAUGUGGAACCAGUUAAACCAGCACAAAAACUCUGGUUUGAGUGCAGAAACUGAGUACCAAGUAGCAUCUGCUGCUGUACAAAUAGCAGCAGCUGCUGCUGUUGCAAAGGCAGCUGCUGCAGCUGCCAAGAUUGCUUCAACAGCUGCGUUGGAAGCUAAGCAGAUGGCUGAUGAGGUUAUUGCCAAAUCUGGGCUUCCCAGCACAACCAAUUAUGGUGCAGUUUUAACUUCCAAUGCAAUGAAAUUGCCAGAUGUAUCCCCUUUUUCCAUUUUACAGGGAGGAAACUGGAACAAUGCUUCCAGUUUAGUGAUAUCUGCUGCCAAGGAGGCCACUAGGAAAAGAAUUGAAGCUGCUUCGACUGCCACAAGGCAAGCUGAAAAUCUUGAUGCCAUUGUAAAAGCUGCAGAAUUGGCUGCAGAAGCAGUUUCACAUGCUGGAAAAAUUGUCACCUUGAAUGAUCAUUUCAGUUUAAGUGAUCUUGCCAUGGCUGGGCCAAGUAAUUAUUUGAAAGGUUUGCAGGUGGUUGCCCCUCCUGGCUCAAACCCCGGGAAUUUGAUUGUAAACAAAUCUAUCAGUAGCAAUGCCGGUGAAGUGUCUAAUUUUUAUAUGAGCCAACAUGGGAAGUCUGAUCUGAAUAUGCAUGUGAUAAGCAAUGCUGUGUCACCUAUUGAAAGAGACUCGUCCAGAAAUUUAGGGCCUGAUCAUGUCACAGUUGAAGGUAAUGUCAUAGCAUCUAUGAAGAAUGGAGAGAAGAAUUCUAAGCCCCAGAAGGAUAACAAGGCAUCCAAUGGAUCUAAAUUUCCUGGUAUUUGGUCUGAUACAGACAGUGUACCGAGUAUAAAAGAGAGCUCCUAUGUUGAGGUUCUUAAAAAUCGUGGUGACUUAAAGGCCUGGUUCACAGCCACUGUAUUGACUGUGAAGGAAGCUGAUGCCCUAGUUUGUUACACAGAACUUAAAUCUGAUGAAGGGUCAGAACUGCUGAAGGAGUGGGUUUCAUUAGAAGCUAAGGAUGGCAAUGCUCCCCAAAUACGUAUUCCCCAUCCUAUGUCUGCUGUACAAUCUGAAGGAACAAGAAAGAGACGCAGAGCGGCUGCCAAGGAUUAUACUUGGGUUACUGGAGACAGAGUCGACGCAUGGGUUCAAGAUUGCUGGUGUGAAGGGAUUGUUGCAGAAAAGAAUCCAAAAGAUGCAGCAGCAUUGAAUAUACAUUUUCCUGAUUUAAGAGAUACAUUAUCCGUCAAAUUGUGGCAUCUACGGCCAACAUUGGUGUGGAGUAACGGACAAUGGACUGAAUGGUGCAGACCUGGACAUGACAGCACUUUGCAGGGCGAUACACCUGAUGAGAAGAGAGUGAGGCUGGGUGGAGCUUUUGAGAUGAAGGGGGGUGCUAAAAUGGCUAAAAGCCUUACUUUUGGAGAAGCAGGGAAAAAUGAAAAACCAGGACUGCCUUUAUCUGCUAGUGAUAAAGUGUUUAAUGUAGGUAGCACAAAGGAGCAGAAUAAGCCCAAGACUGGCAGGACAAAGACAAAGAAACCGGCUUCAGAGAAAGCACCUAGAGUAGUGAUUGGUGUCCCUAAACCUGGGAAAAGGAGAAAAUUUAUGGAAGUGAGUAAACAUUAUGUCUCCGAGGGGAGCAGCAAGGCUAGUGUACUUAGCGACUCAACAAAGUUAGCCAAAAUUUUGAAUCCUCAAGUAUCAGGGACUUGGGGAACAAAAAAUAAAUCUAAACCUGAUGCAAAGGAUAAGCAAGUUGCAGAGUCUAAAACAAAAGCCCCCAAGUCUGGCAAACCCCCAAGCAUUCCAAGUAAAAACGUUCCCAAGAAAGAUGGCUCAACAUCUUCACAGGCUAAUGAGCAUGAUGCUACAGUGUCUGAUCAGGCAUUAGUGGGAUCCACGAGUCAUGAAGAGAAUGACUCUGGUGGACAAAACAUUACUGAGUUUGGAUCUUUCACUAAUGUGGAGGCGACUUCUGAAGAGACUAUGCCAUCAUCUUCUCAAGAUGUGCUGCCGGACAACCGUAAGAAAGUAACAAGGAACGCUAAUACUGAGCGCAACAACCAGGGAAAACCUGCAUCAACCAGCGAAGAAUCAUUGAAGGAUGAAGCGAAUGAGGGAGUGAACUCUGAUGUUGCGGAACGGCGCCGAUCAAAUCGCCGAAUCCAGCCGACCUCACGGCUGUUGGAAGGUCUUCAAAGUUCAAUGGUGAUCCCAAAAUUCCCAUCGACCUCGCAUGACAAAGGCCCCAGGAGUCACAAGAAGAGGCCAAACCAGAGGGAAUGAGGAUUGUAUUCGGCGAGUGGAGAAGAAUGGCCGCCGAAUGAGCAAAUGAUGGAAUGUAGCUGCUGUUGAAGUAGAUUUAUCUGUAAAGUCUCAAUAUAGAGUGAGAAUGCAAUUGCUCACUCACUGUCAUGUCUCACUGUAAAAUUGAAGAAUUGAGGUGGUAGAUGUUAAUAUUGGUUUUAGUUGUGGCAUAUAGAACUAGAUGUUGCAGACUUUCUGUACCCGACUUUCGUGUUCGUGAUUGUGCCCGUCCGCGCCCUCCGGUAGCAGCUCUGUGUAAGGAGGCUCUAUGUUUGUCACCGUUUGCAUUGCAGCAGGAACUCUGAAUCUAAAAUUAUAGGACUGACUUAUGUUUGAUCAUUACUAUAUACUUCUGGUUUUUGAAUUUUACUUUAGCCCCCAUUUGGAAACAUUAUAAUGGAAAUUAUGUCAUA